ACGAUAAGUCUGAAUAAGUUUGAAUAAUCCCAUCGAUAUGUACCUAGCUAUACUCAUUUAACUUGACUUGCUCAUCUAUCUUACAUCUGAUGUAAUGAGAUAUGCUUCAUGAUGUCUCUUAGUCGGGUGCUCAUCGCCAAUCGUGGUGAAAUCGCUGUGCGAUGUAUUCGUGCAUGCAAGCAACUAUCUAUCACCAGUCUUUCCAUAUUCACACCAGCAGAUUCAGGAUCGCUUCACGUUCGUCUUGCCGAUAUAAGCAUCUUGCUUGAAGACGAAGGACCCAAGGCAUAUACCAAUGUUGACGUCAUUCUAGAUAUAUGCAAGAAGCAUUCCGUUGAAGCUGUGUUCCCGGGAUACGGUUUCUUGAGUGAGAAUGCUGACUUUGCAAGACGUGUCCAUGAUGCCGGCAUGGUCUUCGUCGGUCCCGACAGUGAGGCAAUCCACAGUAUGGGCCUCAAACAUGUAGCAAGAGAUCUAGCUGUUGCUGCGGGUGUCCCUGUCAUCCAAGGAUCGAAGCUACUCGGAAGCGCAGAGGAGGCGCUGACUACAUCACGAGAUAUAGGGUUUCCAGUCAUGCUCAAAGCCUCUGGCGGUGGUGGAGGUAUGGGCCAACAAGCCUGCUGGACCGAGGAUGAGAUUCCGGCGGCCUUUGCCAGUGUAGAAAGUCGCUCGAAAGCGCUCUUCGGCGAUUCUGGAGUCUUUAUGGAAAGCUACUAUCCCACGAGCCACCAUAUUGAGGUCCAAGUUUUUGGUAACGGAACUGAGGUAAUCCACUUUGGCGAAAGAGAAUGCAGCAUUCAGAGGCGGCGACAGAAGGUCAUUGAAGAAUGUCCAAGCCCCUACUUAGUUGAUAAGCCAGAGAUACGCGACCGACUCGUCGCCUCUGCUUUGACUUUAGCCAAGUCGAUAAAAUACCAAUCGGCCGGGACUGUAGAAUUUCUCGUUGACGAUGAAACGGGAGAUUUCUUCUUUUUAGAGAUGAACACGCGCUUACAGGUUGAGCACGGUGUCACCGAGCUUUGCUAUGAUAUUGAUCUAGUAGCAUUGAUGCUGCGGCAAGCGGAAUAUCAACUGGCUGGAAAAGCUGGUAUUCCCUCUGACGAACUUCUAGAAAUCCAGACAAAGGUUCCCAAGGGAGCGGCGAUUGAAGUCCGAGUAUGUUGCGAAAAUCCAGCCGACUCAUUCAUGCCUAGCUCGGGUCAUGUCCAGUCAAUCUCCUGGCCUGAUGAAUCUGCCCGUAUUGAUACCUGGAUACAAUUGGGGUCUUUCGUGAGCCCCUAUUUCGAUUCACUAUUAGCUAAAGUUAUAGUUCACUCACCUACAAGAGAGGGAUCUAUUAUCGCGAUGCAGAAGGCCUUGAGUACAUCGGAAGUUGGCGGACUGGUCACAAACUUGGCAUUUCUUGGAUCCAUCAUUCGUUCGAAUGAAUUCUGUGGCGGAAAAACUCUCACAACAUUCCUAGAGACCCAGUUCACUUUUAAUCCCACGGGUAUGCAAGUCAUAAAACCAGGGGCUUCCACCACUGUCCAACAAGCCCAACCAAGAACCAGGAAGGGUUACGGCAUACCUAUAAGCGGGCCAGGGGAUGACUUGUCUGCCAGAAUUGCGAAUUUACUCGUUGGAAAUUCGGAAAAUGUCGAAUGUUUCGAGGUUAUUGCCCAGGGACCAGAACUCCUCUUUCAUAGCGUAUGCGUAGUAUCCAUUACAGGCUCACCAUUUAUCGUUGACAUUGACGGGAAGCCGAAAGAUAUGUGGUCCAGGAUUAUCGUCAAACCAAAGGAGGUACUCAAGAUAGGUGCAUCCGCUACUCCAGGAGGGCGAUGUUAUAUCGCAAUAAAGGGGGGGCUUCCUAAAUUACCAGAAUGGCUGGGAUCCAAGUCCACGACACAAAGUCUUGCUUUAGGAGGUCUUCAAGGUCGCCAGCUUCGAAGUGGGGAUUUCUUCGAGCUGGAGCACAUCGAGCAAUCUGAGAUACCUGACUCUUAUCAACUCCCACGAAGCUUGAUUCCUCCCAGCGAUGCGAAGACCAUCUAUGUGAUGCAUGGCCCACAUGACUCCAAUGAUUUGAUAACAGCAGCUGGUCGACAGACUAUCUAUUCCACCAAGUGGACAGUGGACUACAAUUGCAAUCGGACUGGCAUUCGCCUAGAUGGUCCGAAGAUAGAAUGGGCCCGAACACAUGGAGAAGAGGGUGGCAGCCAUCCGAGUAAUGUCGUUGAUUACCCCUAUCCAUCGCCGGGUGGGAUCAAUUGGACUGGCGACAGUCCUGUGAUAUUUCCGCAGGAUGCUCCUGGGUUAGGUGGCUUUGUAUGUUCUUCUACGGUGGUCACCGCGGAUAUGUGGAAGUUAGGAAAGCUCAAACCCGGAGACAAGACGACGUUGACACCGAUAUCCUACAAAUCGGCUCGAGAGUUAGCGGAACGAAAGACCAAAUUCCUACGUGCCGUUCAAGGGCAUAUAUCUAAUGGCACUUUGAGUCAUGAGAACCCGCUUUCACUUUUAGAGGUGGAAGAAGUAGCCGCAGACACAGACGCAGUAUUGGAAGUCAUUCCUAGUAGCACCGCUUCAGGAGCAAAACUCACCUUACGUCAGGGUGGAGAUCGGUUCAUCAUCAUCGACAUAGCUAUAAGUUCUCAAAAAGUUGGCCUCGAUACCUCGGUAGCGGCGAACAAUCUAGCCAGAGCCAUUCAAAACAGAGACACACCAGGUACAUACGUGCAUGUGAACAUUAACUCGAUAAAUGUCGAAUACGAACCGGAGAUAAUUGCUCAAUCAGACGUCGUCGCCCUAAUCAACGCAGCACAUCAACAGAGUAGCAACCUCGAAAAGCCAGUAUCAGCUCGUCGCUUCACGUUGCCCAUCGUAUUCGACCAUCCCUCUAUUCGCGAAGCAGAGAAACGAUACUCCACUAUGCAGCGUGAGAAAGCCGUUUAUACGGACGAUAAUGUCGCAUACGUGCAGAAGAACAACGGUCUUUCUUCUCGUAACGACGUCUUCGACAUUCUUCGCAAGACACGAUUCCUUGUCGUGACGGUCGGAUUCAUGACUGGCUUACCGAUUAUGUGGCCUCUAGAUCCCCUUGCGCGCCUCACUGGUCAGAAGUACAAUCCCACUCGGAUCACAACACCGCCAGGUACCGUAGCUCUCGGCGGUGGCUUGUUCUGUGUAUACCCAGCAGACCAACCGGGAGGUUACAUGAUGCUUGCCAGAUCAAUCCCGGUGUGGGAUACGUACGCGCUACGACCAGGGUUCCGAGAGUCCAAGCCUUGGCUAUGCGAACCAUUCGACUUGAUCGAAUUUGAAGAAGUAACCCUCGAGCAGUAUACCGAGAUACUGAGACAGUUCGAAGCCGGCACGUAUGAGAUAAAGGUCGAGGAAACUACAUUUGAUGUCCACGCUGAGCUCGCAAAAGAACACGAGGCCAGCCGUUUGCCUACGACGAUUGAAUUCCGCGCCAAGCAAGCAGCGGCAGAACAGAAGAUGCGCAUUCGCGAAGAAGAGCUGCUUUCAGAAUGGAAGUUGGUUCAAGAGAAGAACCGUGGAAGUGUACCUCGACAAAUCGAUGAUGCGACACCUGGGAUCAAGGUCGCGUCGCCUCAGAUUGGUAAGGUAUGGAAACUCCACGUCAAAUCUGGAGAUGUUAUCGAGAAAGGUAAGGCGAUCAUAGUGUUAGAAGCUAUGAAGAUGGAGAUCGAGGUUCCCGCGGACGAGUCUCAUCAUGGAUUGGUGGUUAAGGAGCUUUUGGUGCAGGAAGGGACCUUGGUAUCACCCGGGACGCAUCUUGUCCUUCUCGAGGAGCCUGCCUAGGUAGGCAAGUCGUGACAGUUUAUCGUUUGGGAUGUAUCAUGAAUGUUAGGAUAAGGAUAAUGGACUACGGUAUGAUGAAUUUAGCAUGAGGACCCUUGAUUCGAGAUGCCGAGUCACGUAGGUACUAUUAGUAGAUAUGCGUCUAAGCUACCUAUCUGUCGCUAUGGAGACGCAUAAUGCGUCUUGCUUGCCCAGUGC
Molecule: messenger RNA, 4005 nt
Organism: Annulohypoxylon maeteangense
Lineage: Eukaryota; Fungi; Ascomycota; Sordariomycetes; Xylariales; Hypoxylaceae
Product: AHS2-domain-containing protein
Exons: 11
Coding region: 109-3807 (1232 amino acids)
Molecular function (GO): ATP binding; metal ion binding
Source: RefSeq, a predicted model, not a curated record